AUGGCUCAGACAUUGACCCCCGAAGUUCUCUGGGCCCAGCGCUCCUCCGUGGCCGAUCCCACCAAGAACUUUGUCUACCUCACCAUCUCCGUUCCCGAUGUCGCCAAGGAGGACCUGAAGCUCGACGUUCAGCCCACCAAGGUGACCUUCACCGGAAAAUCAGCCACCCUCAAGAACACCUACCACGUUGAGCUGGAACUGUUUGCCGAGAUCGACCCCGCCGAGAGCAAGAUUAACCACACUGCCAAGAACGUCGAGAUGAAGCUGCAGAAGAAGGAGCUCAAGGAAGAGUACUGGCCGCGGUUGCUCAAGGAGAACAAGAAGCUGCACUUCCUCAAGACCGACUUCGACAAGUGGGUUGACGAGGAUGAGCAGAACGAGGCUGCCGAUGACGACAUGUCCAAGUUUGGUGAUAUGGGUGGCAUGCCCGGAAUGGGCGGCGACUUCGGCGGCAUCGAUUUCUCAAAGCUGGGAGGCGGCGCCGGCGGCAUGCCCGACAUGAGCGCCAUGGGCCUGGAAGGCAUGCCCGACCUCAGCAGCUCUGGCGUCCCAGACUCUGACUCCGACGACGAGGACGAGGACAUCCCCGAUCUUGAGGGCGAGGAGAAGAAGGAGGGCGAGGCUGCACCAAAGGCGUAA
Molecule: messenger RNA, 639 nt
Organism: Trichoderma gamsii
Lineage: Eukaryota; Fungi; Ascomycota; Sordariomycetes; Hypocreales; Hypocreaceae
Exons: 4
Coding region: 1-639 (212 amino acids)
Biological process (GO): chaperone-mediated protein complex assembly; protein folding
Cellular component (GO): nucleus; cytosol
Molecular function (GO): Hsp90 protein binding; protein-folding chaperone binding
Source: RefSeq, a predicted model, not a curated record